Molecule: messenger RNA, 4467 nt
Organism: Engraulis encrasicolus (European anchovy)
Lineage: Eukaryota; Metazoa; Chordata; Actinopteri; Clupeiformes; Engraulidae
Product: partitioning defective 3 homolog B-like
Exons: 22
Coding region: 967-4383 (1138 amino acids)
Biological process (GO): establishment of cell polarity; establishment or maintenance of epithelial cell apical/basal polarity; intracellular protein localization
Cellular component (GO): adherens junction; apical junction complex; apical plasma membrane
Molecular function (GO): phosphatidylinositol binding; protein binding
Source: RefSeq, a predicted model, not a curated record
UUGGAUUAGUGAAGUGAAGUGAAGUGUGUGCUGGGGACACAGGAGUUUCUGGAGUGUCCAAAGCCACGCGCCUUCCAAAACGCACUCAAAAAGAUUUUUUUCGGCCAAACAAGAGCCACAUUUCCCACAUCUUUCCACUUUGUCCUUCUACGGAUGUUAGUUUUGGAGAGUUCGGCAAGAGGAGUCUCCGUUCCCGGACGAGAAACUCUGGAUCCCUGUGCACAUCUUCCUGGGCGUCAGGUUUGGGGAGGGAUAAACACACUGUUUACAGCGGAAAACUGACUUCGAGGAUACAGUACGCGCAUCUGGAGCGAAACCGUUAAGAUGCUGAACUAGUUAGAAAGUCGGCCAAUACGUGCCAAAAGUUAUUCUCUUCUAGAACAACUGGCUAACCAGUUAGCAAAGUUGCUAAGUUACCUUAUAUGCUUACUCCAGUGAAAGUGAAUGAAUUUAUUAGCCACCAAGCUAGCACUAGCUUUCAGCUAAUAAGUGAUUAUAUCUGUCCUAGAUACAUACCAUUUGUUGAUUACGACUGGGCCCGUCAUUAAACUCCUAAUCCGACUGGAUUUUAUGAUCACAGAGUUACAGGCAUCAACAGUCUCUUGUUUAUUUCUCUUGGGACUGUAAGACAACUGAACUGUUGCUUUCACACUGUGUCGUUUGUUAAAAAACUGGAUACAUAUUUGCAACAAAGUAACACAACCGCCACUUGGCGCAACAUUGAAACACCUCAGCUUGGAUAGCGGAUACAUCAGUGGCGCGUGGCUACAAACACCAGUGUUCCACACAUCUAAUCGCCCGCCGCUGCCUCGCGCCCUGGCGUGCGAGGGAUUCCCGCGGGCUUGCUGCAAGGGGGCACCUGUUGAUGUGGACCACUACACGGAGGCAGUUGGGGUGCAGUAGAGGGCCCAGAGAGUGCUGUUAACCUGUCCCAAGGAGCCAGCCACACACAAGUCAGGACGCGCCAUGAAGGUGACUGUAAACUUCGGGAGAACUGGCGUGGUGGUACCGUGUAGAGAGGGGUGGACGGUGCGGGACCUCAUCCAGCAAGCUACGCAGAGAUACAGAAAACUCCUGGAACAGGAGGGGGACUUCCUGGUCCGUACGCAUCAUGUGGAGUACUGCGAUGGCGGCAUCCUGGACCCCGACGACGUCCUCUCAGACCUGGUGGAGGACAGGGACAAGCUGAUUGCCGUGUAUGAGGAACAGGAGGCCCAGCAGAGGGGGGCGGUGAGUCCUGUGGGAGUGUCUCGUGGCAACGAGGGCCGGCCCAGCCCGGAACCCUAUGACUCGGAACUCUCCAUCUUCCAGCCAAUCGCAGGAGGGGAGAUAGAAGUCAACUCCUCUGCUCUCAAAUCCAACACCCCUCUCCUGGUGCGUAGCAGCAGUGAUUCGGCCCUGAGUCCUGCACUGGAGAGCGGCAGCCUGGAGGUCCACACAGAGGAACAGAAGGGAAGGCUGACCCCCGCGGGAAUGAGCCAUGCCCUGAUGGAAAAGCCCCCAACAGAUGCAACCAACUCCAGUGCAAGCCCUUUCACACAAAGCUUGACGAGGACGGUGGACAUUUCAGGAGAGCAGGGUCCGUUGGGGAUCCAUGUUGUGCCGUUCUGCUCCUCUCUCAGUGGCCGUGCUCUGGGUCUUCAUAUCCGAGGUGUGGAGGAGAACAGUCGCUCCAAGAGGGAGGGCUUCUUCUACGACGACGAGUGCAUCGUAUGCAUCAACGGCACCCAGCUCAUGGACAAAACCUUCGCACAGUCCCAGGAGGUCUUCCGUCAGGCCAUGCGCUCCUCCACCGUCCGCCUGGAGGUGGUUCCCGCCGGCAACCGCGACCGCUACGAGCGCAGCCUCAUCGGGCCCCUCUUCAACUCCCCGUCCCCCGAAACGCCCCUCUCCUCUACCCCUACCCCCACCCCCGAGGGACCACCGAGAGCCAAAGACCCCCCGCCACCCAUCAAGGUCAAGCCCACCAUCAGGCCUCCCGCUGGGGAGACCAGGGACGCUGGGGGUGGGGGUCCCGCUGGAGCUAGUGGAGGUCCCACUCUUGUUAGUAGUAGUAGUAGUGGUGAUGGUCUGGAGGUGCGGGGGUCUGCGGGCUCCCCUCUGCCCCCCAGCAGGGUGUCCCCGAGCCCCAUGCCGUGCAGCGGAGAGAGCCCCCUCCUCCACAAGGGGCUGGUGGUGUCUCCCCUGGCCGGCCUCACCAGCAAGAAGGGGGGCCGCAGGAUCCGCAUCGACCUCAAGAAAGGUCCUGAGGGUCUGGGCUUCACAGUGGUGACGCGUGACUCUGUGGUGCACGGCCCGGGCCCCAUCCUGGUGAAGAACAUCCUCCCGCGGGGGGCCGCCAUCAAGGACGGACGCCUGCAGUCAGGGGACCGCAUACUGGAGGUGAACGGUGUGGACAUCACAGGUCGUAGCCAGGAGGAGUUGGUGUGCAUGCUGCGCAGCACUAAGCAGGGGGAGAGUGUCAGCCUGCUGGUCAGCCGACAGGAGGAGAUGUUCCUGCCACGGGAGCUGAAAGAGGAGUGUAUCCGCUCUGCCCAGUGUGAGGACAGUAAGGAGCAGCUGUUGCUGGAGGUGCCCCUGAGUGACUCUGGCUCUGCGGGGCUGGGGGUCAGCCUGAAGGGAAACAAGUCAAGAGACACCGGCGAGGACCUGGGCAUCUUCAUCAAGUCCAUCAUACACGGAGGAGCUGCUUUCAAGGAUGGCCGUCUGCGUGUGAAUGACCAGCUGGUGGGGGUGAAUGGGGAGUCCCUGCUGGGCAAGUCCAACCACGAGGCCAUGGAGACGCUGCGGAGGUCCAUGUCCAACGAGGGCAACCUGAGAGGCAUGAUACAGCUAUUGGUGCUGCGCUCCGCUACUCAACAAGAGCAGGUGGAGGCGCGUCGGACCCUGAACCGCUCGUUUGAUAGCUGCACGGGACACAUGCAUGCAGUGGGGCAGGCCAACGGACCCACACAGGCAGCCUUGGCCCUCAAUAACAUGUACCAGAGGGGAGGGUUCCAUGCUCUAUCCAACGGGGGUUACGGUCUUCCUGAAGAUGGCCUCCAUGACCCUGAUGCUACUCUCCCUCUUGGCCGUCACCAUGGAGACCCCUCCCCCCUCUCCUCUCCGGGACGACCACCUAACUCCAGUGUCUCAGAGUGGAUGAAUGGAUCAGCGGAGAGGAAUGAAGCACAGGGGCAGGUGGAGAACCACCAUCAUCACGUCAAGCCCUCCAAGAGUAUGGACCUGGUGGCAGAUGAAAGCCAUGUUGGAGUUCUUCCUGGGCAGAAAUCAGUGUCUGCGUUGGUGCAGGAGUUGGGUCCCAUGCUGGGUUUGAAGAAGUCCAGCUCUCUGGAGUCCCUGCAGACGGCCGUCUCCGAGGCCACCCGCGUCGCCCAGCAGCAGCAGCAGCAGCAGCAGCUCCUCCCCUUCCACAGGCCACGCCCACACAUGGUGAGAGGGCGGGGCUGCAACGAGAGCUUCCGCGCCGCCAUCGACAAAUCGUACGACGGCCCUGCCGAGGAUGACGAUGACGACUUCUCGGAGCAGAGCUCGGGCUGUGACACCCCGGCCAGCAGCUCCUCUCGGCAGGGCCUGGGGGAGGCGGAGGAGGGCAAGAAGGAGAAGAAGAAGAAGAACAAGGCCAAGAAGAAGGACAAGAGCAAGGCCAAGACCAAGGAGAAGGAGAAGGAGAAGGAGAGGGAUAGAGAGAAGGAGAAGAAGAAGGAGGAGGGAGGAGGAGGAGGAGGAGGAGCAGAGGAGCCGGAUAAGAAGACCAAGAAGAAAGGCUUUGGCCUGCUGAGGUUUGGCAAGAAGAAGGAGGAGAAGAGGGAUGGGAAGACGACUCCCAUCAAGAACACAGCUGACAUCCUGAGUGAGGGAGAGCUGGAGAGGAUGAAGGAGGAGAGAGAGAGGAUCGAGGCCAAGCACCAGGAGCUGCGUGAUCGGCAGGCUCGAGACCGGUACCCCUCUCCCGACGUGGAGGACGAUGAUGCGGAUCCCAACUACGCCCGAAUAUACGCCUUUAGGGAGCCAGGAUCACCCCCGCUGGGCCCUCGCACUCACACGGACAGUGCCCCCAGACCCCCCCUGAGCCCCCCCAUGGUGCCAGGCCUGGGCCCCAGCCACAGCAGGGAGGCCUCAGGGGAGGACGCGCUGGACGGCCUCUACGCCAGGGUCAACAAGCAGAGAGGACCACCGGGACCCUCCCUAUCACCCCCCUCUACAUCUCCAGACAGCAGUAUGGACCGUAUCCAGCAGCUGAGGCGCGAGUACCACCAGGCCCAGAGGGAGGGGGCGGCCCCGGCCUACGACGACCUGGACCCCCGACGCAGGGGCCCCGAAUACGACCCCCAUCGCGUGAGUGACACCUGUCCAUCAAACAGCAAUAGAUACUUUGAAUAGUUUCCCCGGAGCCCCAUACUAUCCUUGCUAAUGCAGUAUGCAUGGGGUGACUGAACGCUGUGGCACUGCCUUCCAUGUGGCUUU